AUGACCGACCUCUCGUCGCCGCCGACGCUGACGGCACAUUUUCGCGCGUAUAUCCGCCAACUUAACCAGCCCUUGCCGAGUACCAUGCGCCUCUACCUCGCCCCGCGCAUCAUUUAUAAUGGCCGACGGAUGAGUGCCGAGGCGUUUACCGCACAGGCGUGCCCGCCGGGCGCGACUGUGUCGUCCGAAAUGGUGGUGGCGGACAUUUCUAAGCGCCUCCUCGCGGCACGGAUAGAGGUCGAGGUUCCACAAACCAGCCCCAUACCCACGAACGGCGGGUCAACACCUGAGGGCUCGCAGAGCCAGGAAGUGCGUCGUGGGAGCAGCGGUAGCUUCGAGCACGUCCGCGAACACGUGUUCUACCACUUUGAUGAUUCGUGGCGAAUCGACGAGGUGUGGAGCGUUGCCGAGCCCCGGUCCGAGAGCCCAAAUUCGCGUAGCGACAAGGGUCGCGAGCGGCUGGAGCGCAGGCGAAUGAGCGUCCCCUCGGCCUUUGACGAUUACCGAUUCUAA
This is a messenger RNA of Cutaneotrichosporon cavernicola, 513 nucleotides long. RefSeq lists its product as uncharacterized. The record is from RefSeq and is a predicted model, not a curated record. The transcript has a single exon. Lineage: Eukaryota; Fungi; Basidiomycota; Tremellomycetes; Trichosporonales; Trichosporonaceae. The coding region runs from base 1 to 513 and encodes 170 amino acids.